Molecule: messenger RNA, 3569 nt
Organism: Frankliniella occidentalis (western flower thrips)
Lineage: Eukaryota; Metazoa; Arthropoda; Insecta; Thysanoptera; Thripidae
Exons: 8
Coding region: 367-3408 (1013 amino acids)
Source: RefSeq, a predicted model, not a curated record
CGUCGUCGCAGUGCUCUCGCGGGGCUCGUACGCGACGAGAGUCUCUCCUCAGCGGUUCGCCGUCGCGUCCGCGAGGAUAGUUUUUGGAAGAGACCCCGCCGGAGAGUGACGCGCAAAGGGUCAAUAACGUCGCGUUCAUUGCCGUGCCGAAUGUCGGCUGAAAAGCGUGACAUGUGGACGUGAUGUCGUCGUGUACCGUACCCCGGAAUAACGUGCGUUGACGGGAUGGUGCUGCCGCCGUGAGGUGGGCCGACCAGCGCGACUCCCGUGCGCGAGACGCGGGGGCGGCGCGCUGCUGCCUCCCGCCCGCGCGCGGGCGCUCGUCGAGCACGAGCACGCGCACGCGCCGCCGAGUCCCUCCUCGCCAUGCUGCACGCCAUCUGCGCGCUGGGCCUGUCGCAGCGGGCCUGUGGCGUGCUCUCGCAGCAGCAGACCCCGGUGCCGGCGGUGUCCCCUCUGGUGGUGUCCGUGACCACCAAGCAGCAGGAUGCCCUGGCCAGGACAACGACGACGACCACGUCCUUCUCGAGCCUGCGGGAGCUCCGCGACGCCGGCGGCGGCGACGCCAAGGCGUCCAGCAGGGACUCGGGGCUCAACGACGUCGGCUCGGACUGGAGCCCCGCCAGGACGACGAGUCAGACCUCCCCGAGGACGUCCUUCAGCGCCGACCCGAUCCAACAGGCCACGCCGGAGCGGCUAGCGCGGGUGCAGCAGCAGGUGCGGCAGCACAUGGAGUCCGAGAGCCACUACCAGCGGCCUCGGCCGCAGCCCGCGCCGAUCGCCGCCCAGGGCGCCGCCGACCAGCAGAAGCAGCAGCAGCAGGGCAGCAAGCUGUCGGUGCGGGACCUGCUGGGACAGUUCGAGGCUCGCCGCGGGGGAGGGGGCGCCGGCGCCGCCGGCGUGCCCUCUGGCGGCCACCUGCGGAGCGAGCCGGCCGCCGCUGCAGCCAGGUCGUACGGCUUCGGAAGCUCCACCAAGACCACCCUCCGCAAGGUGGUGUCCGAAGCGGACGCCGCUGGCCGCCACAGCAGCAACCAAAGCUACCAUAACAGCGCGGCAGCCGCAGCCGCGACAGUCGAGCGGAGCAGUCUGUCCACGGCGGCCGCCGCCCCCAAGAGCACCCCCAGCGCGACCAGCGCCAGGACCUUCAGCUCGGCGGCCACCGCGCCCGUCGCACCGCCACCCGCGGCCGCCAGCGAGAGCGCCAGGAGCAGCAACAGCAACAGCAUCAACAUAAACAUCACCAACAACGACAGGAACGCCGUCAACAACCGGGUGGCGAGCAGCACCUCGAGUCGGCGCAGCUUCCUGGACAGCAUCAUCGCGGGCGCGGCCUCGGCAGAUGGGUCCGGGAAGCGGACAAGUCGCCGGCCCUCCAUGGAGGAGGUCAACAACCUGCUCAACCAGGACGACCGGGCUGCGCGCAACGGCCACCCGGCGCUGCGCAAGGCGGGCAGCACUCCCAGCGGGCGGAGCAGUCGGAGCGGCUCCGAGGACGCCGUCGGCAAGCCCGCUCCGUUGAACGGGAUCGCCGUCGUGGCCGAGAGAACGCCGCUGACGCCCCCGUCGACGCCCCCGUCGACGCCCCCAUCGCCACCCAUGGCCGCAACCGUGACCACGACUGCGACGACGACGAUGUCGUCCGCGCCGCCCUCCGAGACCGGCAGCGUCCAGGACAUCCCCUCCAUCGUCGACCAGCUCCCCGAGGACGAUCGGCCGCAGGAGUCGCGGCGCACCACGAGCGGCUGGGACCCGGCCGUGCUGGUGGCGGCGCUGUACACCGUCCCCGAGCCCCUUCGGGACAAGCCGCGGCCCGUGGACCGCGUCAACGUGGAGGGCUUCCUGGAGCGGCUGCCCAGCGGCCGCACCAAGGCCACCUUCUGGAACGCCUGGAAGCGCUGCUACUUCCGCGCCAAGGACGGCCUCCUCUACUGUUACGCGGGCAAGCACAGCGAGAAGCCCAUGGACGUGACGCAGCUGAUGGGCGGCGUGGUGGAGCCGUUCGAGUCCAUGGUCAUCACGGCGCAGGACCGGAACCCGGCGACGGUGCCCGUGAUCGGCGUGGACGACCGGAUGGGCCACUACCUGGUGGUGCGCGCCGUGACGCCGCAGGAGUCGGACCGCUGGGUGCGCGCGCUGCAGACGCACACGGUCGAGGACUUCUGCUCCACGUACGUGCAGCCGUGGCCCGUGCCGCGCGCGCCCGCGCUCCUGCGCGAGAGCAUCGUCGUGGACCUGGGCAGCCGGUCCGUGCGCGCCGGUAUCCUCUGCUCGCAGCCCUCGCUGCCGCAGGUGUUCUUCCCCGCCGUGUGCGCCACGCGCCGCAGCCUGGCCGCCAGCCUCGGCCUCGGCGGCCGGGGCGCGGGCGGCGGCGGCGGCGACAAGGUCUACGGCCCCGCCGCGCUGCAGCCCUCCGUGCGCGCCAGCAGCAACCUCAGCUACCCCAUCAGGCCCACCGAGCGCAUCAACAAGCACACGGUGGACCUCGGCGCGGUGUCGGGCUUCCUGCGCGUCGUCUUCCAGUGCCUGUCGGUGGACCCGCGCGACUACGGGGUGGUGCUGAGCGUGCCGCGCACGCUGGACAGCGCGACGCAGGCCCGCCUGGUGGCCGAGCUGUUCGACCGCUUCGGGGUGCGGUCGGUGCUGCUGUCGCACCAGACGGUGCUCGCGCUCUACGCCUACAACGCGGCCAGCGGCGUGGUCGUGGACGUGGGCGAGCGCACCGACGUCGUGCCCAUCAUGGACGGCUACAUCGUGGAGGGCGGGCUGUCGCGGGUGCCGUACGGCGGCGAGGAGAUGCAGGGCCACGUGCGCCGGUUCCUGCUGCAGCGCGCGCCCCCCGUCUCGCUGGGCACGGUGGCCGAGGCCCUGCUGCCGCGCCUCGCCCUCGAGCGCCUGUGCUUCGUCUCGGCCAGCUACCGCGCCGACCUCAAGCGCGCCCAGCGCGACCCCACCGACCUCGCCGCCUCCGUCAGCGUGUCCGAGUUCUUCUCCGGCGGCAAGGAGCCCACCAUCGAGUCGCUGACGUUGGAUGCCGGCCGCUUCCAGGCGCCCGAGGGGCUGUUCCACCCGCAGGCGUGGGGCUUGGACCACCCCGGCGUGCACCGCAUGGUGUACAAGGCGAUCCAGGAGUGCAGCAUGGACGCCAGGAAGACCAUGGCGCGGAGCGUCUUCCUCGCCGGCGGCCUCACCAUGCUCCCGGGCUUCGCGGAGCGGCUCCGCGAGGAGCUCGCCGCCCUGCUGCCCCCGGCCGUGCAGCCCAAGGUUCACGCGUCCCCGUACCGCUACCACGCCGCCUACCUGGGCGCGUGCGUGCUGGCCAACUCGAGCGGCGUGCAGGAGAUGAGCCUCACCAGGGAAGAGUUCAACAGGGACGGCGGCAAACUGCUCCGGCCGUGGAUCCUCUGACCGUGACCCUUGACCCGAGCUACUACCGUGCUGUACUUGUUGUUUUCUUUUUUGUUUUCGCCCUGCAAAGCAGGGUGUUCAAAACUUCGACUUUGCACGCUAAGCAAAUUCAAAGGAGAUGUUGUUGUUGAUGGUUUAAUAAAUUAUGAUCUCUAACUGUU